UAAAGACAAUUGAAGACAAUUUUAGAUAACAAUUGACAAUCAGUGAACAAAUAGUGAACAACAACAACAGUGAAAAUUUAUUUAGUGAUUUUACGUGUAACAUUAGGAAUAAACUACUAACAAUAUGAAUCCAAUGAUAAUCAAGUUUCUUUUUGUGAUAUUAUCACUCAAUUUGGUCACAAAAGUUGCCUGCCAAGGUGAAGGAGAUCUUGGCGGUCUCGAUGGCUUAGGUGAUCUCGGUGGACUUGGAGGUGACGGAGAACUCGGUGGCCAAGGAGGCCAGGGUGAUUUAGGAGGUCUUGGUGGUCUUGGAGGUGAUGGUGGUGGAUUCGGCGGAGGCUCUGGAAAUGGCGGAGGCUAUGGUGGAAACUUUGAUAACUCUAAUGGAGGGUUUGGAGGCCUAGGUGGUAACCAAGGCGGUGGUUUCGGAGGUUUAGGUGGAAAUCAAGGUGGAUAUGGUGGACAAGGUCAACAGGGUCAACAAGGCUUAGGAGGUUUAGGAGGUUUAGUCAAUGGCUUAGGUGGUCUUGGUAACCUUUUGGGUCUCGGUGGAUUAGGUGGACGAGGUGGUGCUCCUGGUGGUCUUGGCGGAUUAGGUGGAUUAGGUAAUCUUGGUGGUCUUGGUCGUCAAGGCUAUGGAGGACAAGGUGGACAAGGACAAGGACUCGGUGGUCUUGGAGGCUUAGGAGGCUUAGGUAAUUUAGCUGGUCUUGGUGGACAAGGCUUAGGUGGACAAGGAGGACAAGGUCUUGGAGGUCUCGGAGGUCUUGGUGGCGGACAAGGCUUGGGUGGACUUGGAGGUGGACAAGGAUUAGGAGGACUCGGUGGUGGACAAGGCUUAGGUGGUCUUGGCGGAGGACAAGGUCUUGGUGGUCAACAAGGUGGUUUAGGUAAUUUAGGAGGUCUUGGUCUUGGUAAUCUUGGAUUAAGAAGGAAAAAGUAAUUUAAUUAACAAUUCAUUAUCAAUCUAAUUAAUUAUCAUUUACAAGGAUGUUGAUAAUAAUGAUGUGAAUUUGUUAAUAUGAAAAAAAAGCAAAGCAGAAAGAGUUAUGAGAAUGUAAUUUUGGAAUUGAUUAUAAACGGAAAUUCAUUUCUACUAUGCAAAACUAUUUUUCCGCUUUCGGGUUACUCAAGUUUGUCCAUCAAAGUAUUUCAAGUGGAACCCCGAGAUAAAAAACAAUUUUUUAAUUGGUGCCACCGACGGAAAAUAAGGUCAAAUCUGUAUAUGCUCCACUGAUCAUCCGAUUUUUGUAACAAAACAUUUUCUCUUUCCUAAUAUCUUCAUCCUUUCUCCAUCCUCACCUGCACUUGUUAAUAUUUUAUCCAACCACAACAAUUUUUUGAUUGUUGCUAACCUGAAACAAUUUACCCAGGGCCAAAUGAAUUAACUCGAUCCUAAUCUUGCUUUUCCCUUUCCACUUUCAUUUCAAUAAUGUGAUUAUUAUGGAUUGCUUUCUAUCAUGUAGUUACAAUUUUCGCGUAUUAUUUGUCUUCCAUUUAUCUUUCCAUUUGCAUAUUUAUGCUAAACUGUAUUUAUCAUGUUCAUAAUUAAGGUAUUACAAUCGCUUCUGUUCAAAAAGUAAGACAAUUGGUCAAUUGGUCUGUAAAUUGAAAUUGAAAUUCAUAUUCUUCUAACCUGUUGAUGGAAAAACUUUUCAUCCAGAUUUGAUUAAAAGACUUCAAUCAAACUACUUUUCUCUCUCUCUCUUCAACUUUUCGAUCCAAUUGCCUGUUAUAUUCUUGAGUAAUUUGUAAUAAUAACUAUUGUAAUUAAAAUAAACUUUUGAGACAAUCAA
This is a messenger RNA of Tetranychus urticae (two-spotted spider mite), 1796 nucleotides long. RefSeq lists its product as uncharacterized. NCBI's taxonomy places the organism in Eukaryota, Metazoa, Arthropoda, Arachnida, Trombidiformes, Tetranychidae. The record is from RefSeq and is a predicted model, not a curated record.